UUUAAGUGUUAGUGGUAGUUUCUUCAAAUAAUUGAUUCAAUUUUAAUUUCAAUCAAAAUGUUGUUUAACAUUUUUUUGAUCUUUGGCAUGGUUGUUGUUGCUCAUGCGGGCAUCGAGGACAAUAGGCCUAUCCUUCCACUUGAAAGUGAUCUUGUAUCACUGAUCAAGAGAAAGGGUGAGAUAUGCGUGAAUGAGACAGGUGUCAGUCCAGCAAUUAUGCACAAUCUGUUACCAUGGAGGGUAGAAGAAAGUGAAAUUAAUGGAAAAUUCUUAUUAUGCCUCGCUAAAGAAAUGGAAUUCCACGAGAAAGAUGGCAAACUUAAAGUGGACAGGUUCAUUGACCUCUUCUAUCAGUCCCUGAAGUCGCUAGAUGUGGAAUCAUACAAGAAAUUGUUCGAACGUUGUAACGAAUUAUCUGGUAAAAACGCCUAUUACACUGUAUACAAAAUAGCUAACUGCUUCCAUACCAACACGCCUGUGAAAAUGGCGUUGCACGUACUUGUAUUUUAAAGUAUAAAAAUAUAUACAUCUCCAAUUUACAUUUUAAUGCAGAUA
Papilio machaon (common yellow swallowtail) is the source of this 555-nucleotide messenger RNA. RefSeq lists its product as uncharacterized. Bases 58 to 510 code for a protein of 150 amino acids. The transcript is spliced from 2 exons. The record is from RefSeq and is a predicted model, not a curated record. NCBI's taxonomy places the organism in Eukaryota, Metazoa, Arthropoda, Insecta, Lepidoptera, Papilionidae. Gene Ontology annotation, molecular function: odorant binding.